Messenger RNA from Cebus imitator (Panamanian white-faced capuchin), 2914 nucleotides. RefSeq names its product coiled-coil domain containing 110 (gene CCDC110). Gene Ontology annotation, cellular component: cytoskeleton. The record is from RefSeq and is a predicted model, not a curated record. NCBI's taxonomy places the organism in Eukaryota, Metazoa, Chordata, Mammalia, Primates, Cebidae. The transcript is spliced from 7 exons. Bases 89 to 2602 code for a protein of 837 amino acids.
CCGGUUACCCGGCAACAGGAUGCCGGGCGCGGGGCGGCGGGGCGGGUGCGUGCGGUGGCGGUUGCGAGAGAGACCCUGAGCCGCGGCGAUGAGCCCGGAAAAGCAGCCUCAGGAAGAGAAUGAAGUUGACUCCGUUCUCCUUUCAGCGUCCAAGAUCCUAAAUUCCGCGGAGGGGGUGAAGGAAAGUGUCGGCAGUGACACAGAAUAUGGCUGCAUAUCAGAAUCAGAAAAUCAAAUCCAACCACAAUCAGCAUUGAAAGUCCUUCAGCAUCAGUUGGAAUCAUUUCAGGCUUUGAGAAUGCAGACUUUGCAGAAUGUUAGCAUGGUACAGUCGGAAAUCAGUGAAAUAUUGAAUAAAAGUAUUAUUGAAGUAGAAAACCCACAGUUCAGCUCAGAAAAAAAUCUAGUGUUUGGCACGCACAUCGAAAAGGAUUUGCCUAUAGAGAAUCAAGAAGAAAACCUGUCUAUGGAGAAAAGUCCUCACUUCAAGGAUUCCAAGACACUUCAUUCAAUAGAAGAAAAAUUAAGUGGUGAUAGUGUGAACAGUCUCUCUCAAAGUAUAAAUGUUCCACCCCAGAGACAUUUCGAGGACACAUUAACUCUGAGAACUUCAACAGACAAUUUAUCUUCAAACAUGAUUACACACCCUUCAGAAAAUUCUGACAUCUUGAAGAAUUAUAAUAACCUUUAUCGUUUUCUACCUACUGUACCUCAAAAUGGGAUGUCUCAAGCUGACAGAGUAACACUGGAUAAAUCCAAAAUUACUGCGCCUUUUCUCAAACAUGGAUUUUGUGAAAAUUUAGAUGACAUUUGCCAUUCUAUCAAACACAUGAAAGAAGAGCUUCAAAAGUCACAUGACAGGGAAGUGGCACUUACAGAUGAACUUCAGAUUUUAAAAACUGAUCCACAUGUUCAAAGUAGCAGUAAAUACAACCUGUCACCUCUUCACCAGGAAAAAAUUGGCUUUAUUAAGGAAGAAAACGUGGAUGGGAAUUUAAAUGAAGAUACAAAAUCAAAGAGAAUUUCAGAAUUAGAGGCAUUAAUAAACAAAUUACUCCCAUUCAGGGAAACAGUGUCAAAAUUCCAUGUGAAUUUUUGUAGAAAAUGUAAAAAAUUAUCUAAGAGUGAAAUACACAGGGGAAAGAAAAAUGAGAAAAACAAUAAAGAAAUUCCCAUCACUGGCAAGAAUAUUACAGAUUUAAAAUUCCAUUCCAGAGUUCCAAGAUACACACUGUCAUUCCUCGACCAGACAAAACAUGAAAUGAAAGACAAAGAAGGACAACCAUUUCUAGUAAAACAAGGAUCAAUAAUAUUUCAAAAUGAGAAGACUUCCAAAGUUAAUUCUGUUACUGAGCAGUGUGUUGCAAAAAUUCAGUACUUACAGAAUUACCUGAAAGAAUCUGUGCAGAUACAGAAAAAAGUAACAGAACUAGAGAAUGAAAAUCUAAACCUUAAGUCCAAAAUGAAACCUCUUAUCUUUACCACACAAUCUCUCAUACAGAAAGUUGAAACAUAUGAAAAGCAACUUAAGAAUCUGGUUGAAGAAAAGAGUACUAUUCAGUCUAAAUUAAUUAAAACAGAAGAAGACAGCAAAGAGUGUCUUAAAGAAUUAAAAAAAAUAAUUAGUAAAUAUAAUGUUCUCCAAGGCCAAAAAAAAACCCUAGAAGAACAAAAUAUACAACUUUCUUUAGAGAAGCAACAAAUGAUCGAAGCAUUAGAUCAACUAAAAAGUAAGGAACACAAAACUCAAAGUGAUAUGGCCAUUGUCAAUAAGGACAAUAAUCGAAUGAUUAUAGAAAUGGAAGCAAUGAAAACCAAUAUUCUGUUGAUACGAGAUGAAAAAGAAAUGUUGGACAAAAAAACACACCAGCUUCUAAAAGAAAAAAGCUCACUCGAAAACAAACUAAAAGAAAACCAGCUAGAGAUGAUGCAGCUAAAAGAGAAAGAAAGAUUGGCCAAAACGGAGCAAGAGACACUUCUUCAAAUAAUAGAAACCGUUAAAGAUGAAAAACUUCACCUUGAAACAGCAUUACAAGAAUCUACUGCUGCCAGACAAAUUAUGGAAAGAGAAAUUGAGACGAUUCAAACCUACCAAUCUACUGCAGAGGAGAAUUUUCUGCAAGAAAUAAAAACUGCAAAAUCAGAAGCAAGUAUUUAUAAGAAUAGCUUGUCAGAAAUUGGCAAGGAAUGUGAAAUGUUAUCAAAAAUGGUAAUGGAAAUGAAAACAGAUAAUCAGAUUCUAAAAGAAGAACUAAAGAAACAUAGUCAAGAAAAUAUAAAAUUUGAAAACAGCAUCAGUAGACUUACCGAAGACAAAAUACUUUUAGAAAAUUAUGUAAGAAGCAUAGAAAAUGAAAGGGAUACUUUGGAAUUUGAGAUGCGGAAUCUUCAACGAGAAUAUUUAAGUGAUAAAAUGUGUAGUCAGCAUAAUGACCCUUCAAAAACAACUUAUAUUUCAAGAAGAGAGAAAUUCCAUUUUGACAACUAUACUCAUGAAGACACUUCCCAUCCUCGGAGUAGGCCUUUGGCUCCAGAUCUGAAAGGUAUACGAGUCCUGGUAGGUUAUCUCAAUGUUAAAGACAGAACUCUCAGGCAUCAUUAGGAUUCCUCACAACUGCUAAGAAACUCCCUUUGAGAAAUAGCCAAUGUUAACAUGUACUGCUAACUGAACUAUGAAUAUCUAACUAGUCUCAAAUGACUCACACUAAGGUGCUACAGAUUUGCUUUAAAAAUUAUGCACAGAAUGGUUUGGUGCAGAUAAGUUAGGCUUUUUCAGCUGAGAAUUUCCGAAGAUGAGAGAGAACUUCUACCGGGAGGGCAGGUACCUGCACAUGGAAGGAGCUGAGGUGUCUAAAGUCACCCAAACUUGUCAUUUUAAAAAGCAUGUAUAAAUAAAAGAUACUAUUUUGAAAAG